Talaromyces atroroseus is the source of this 1731-nucleotide messenger RNA. RefSeq lists its product as hypothetical. Gene Ontology annotation, molecular function: transmembrane transporter activity. The coding region runs from base 1 to 1731 and encodes 576 amino acids. The record is from RefSeq and is a predicted model, not a curated record. Lineage: Eukaryota; Fungi; Ascomycota; Eurotiomycetes; Eurotiales; Trichocomaceae. Gene Ontology annotation, biological process: transmembrane transport. The transcript is spliced from 6 exons.
AUGGCAGACACCGACGCGUCGACGGAAGCGAAUCUCAACAGGAGCGAGGAGGGCCUCAUCAAAAACGAAGCAGAAACCCCAGAGUAUGCAGUGAAUGCGGGAGAUGACGUCGCAGACGAGCAAUUGACCAAAGCCCAGGCUCUCCUGCUGGUGUGCGCUCUAGGUCUUUCAACCUUCAUUGCGGCUCUCGAACAAACUAUCAUCUCAACUGCUUCACCAACAAUUUCGAGAUCUUUUCAUACCAGUGAACUGGAUUUCACUUGGAUAGGAACAGCCUAUCUGCUUUCAGCUGCUGCUUCGACUCCGCCAUGGGGCAAAAUAAGUGAUAUCUUCGGCCGCAAGCCAAUACUGAUGGUAACCAUCAUCGUGUUCUGGAUUGGGUCCCUGAUCGGCGCAUUGAGCGUCAACAUAAACAUGUUGAUUGCGGCACGUGUCCUCCAAGGCAUUGGUGGUGGAGGCAUCCUGGGUUUGUCCGCUACAAUCAUUGGAGAUGUCUUUAGUCCGCGUGAGCGAAGUAAGUACUUUGGCGUGCUUGGCGUCGUCUGGGGAAUGGCUUGUGGGCUAGGGCCAAUCAUUGGCGGCGCAUUCUGUCAGUAUGUGAACUGGAGAUGGUGUUUCUGGAUUAACUUACCCGUGGCGGGCGUGGCGGGAGUUCUCUGCUUGUUAUUCCUUAAAGUGGAGAGCCCUCGAACGCCUAUCUGGGAAGGAUUGAGGGCUAUGGACUGGCUCGGAACCACUCUGAUCGCGGGUGCCACCGUGAUGUUUCUGCUUGGACUGGGAUACGGCGGGGUCACGUAUCCCUGGCACUCGGCUAUCGUCAUUUCUCUUAUUGUAUUCGGCAUUGUCACGCUCUUCGUCUACACUCUCGUUGAGUGGAAGAUUGCCAAGUACCCCAUCACACCGUUACGCUUAUUCAAAUCAAUCUCUAAUGUUGCCACGUUUGGAAUCGCCUACCUGCAUGGUGCCGUCUACAUCGCGAAUUUCUACUACCUACCGUUGUAUUUCCAGGCCGUCCUGGGCGCGUCUCCCAUCUUGUCCGGCGUCUAUCUUCUCCCCGUCGCUGUCACCUUGUGCGUUGCAUCUACUCUAACAGGUGUCUACAUCAGCAAGACUGGUCGCUACCGCCCACCUAUCUACUUCGGCCUCAUCAUGAUGAUUCUUGGUGACGGUCUGUACACCGACCUACAACCGUACACGUCGUGGUCGCGCAUAAUAUUUUUCCAGAUCAUCGCAGGUGUGGGCCUUGGACCCUUGUUUCAGGCGCCUAUCAUCGCGGUGUUUAGUUUGACCAAGGCAGCCGACAUCGCCAGUUCCGCGGCUACGGUGUUUUUCAUGCGUGAUAUCGCGACUGCCAUGUCCAUCGUGUUUGGUGGGGUUAUCUUUGAGAAUCGCAUUAACGCGCAUGCGAGUGAGAUUGAUGCUGCGGUGCCUGCUAGCCUGGCAGCGCAAAUCGCAGGAGGUGAUGCUACGAGUGUCACAGAUGAUAUUCGCGCCUUGUCAGCGGAUGCACGCACUGUCGUUGCAGAGGUCUACACCAAGGCCCUCCAGGACGAAUGGAUAUUUUACACGGCUCUGUCUGCUGGGGCUCUUGUGCUAAGUGUGCUGAUCAGUAAACAAGUGUUGAGCCGCGAGCAUAAGAUCAAUAAGCAGGGAUUGGAUGUACAGGAGGCUAGUCGACUGGAAGAGCUAAUCAUGGCGAAUGGGGACAAGACUGACACGACUUCAGCCUGA